Molecule: messenger RNA, 3139 nt
Organism: Salvelinus namaycush (lake trout)
Lineage: Eukaryota; Metazoa; Chordata; Actinopteri; Salmoniformes; Salmonidae
Gene: lamc2
Product: laminin, gamma 2
Exons: 20
Coding region: 1-3051 (1016 amino acids)
Molecular function (GO): extracellular matrix structural constituent
Source: RefSeq, a predicted model, not a curated record
AUGGAUUCCCAGAUGUCCAGGUGUGGCCAGCUCACUGACAACUCAGUGACAGCUCAAUCUCUACCUUGCUUUUGCUAUGGGCACUCGACUGAGUGCUCCACAGCCAAGGGAUACUCAGUUCACACAAUCACCUCAACCUUCGACGAUGGGCCAGAGGGGUGGCGAGCUGCCACAGUUCACGGUGUGACCCCGUCUCAAGUCCACUUCCGCUGGUCCCCCACUCAUCAUGACAUUGAGGUCAUCUCCAAAGACAUCCUGCCUGUUUACCUCUAUGCCCCUGACUCUUACCUGGGCAACCAGGAGCUGAGCUACGGUCAGAACCUGUCCUUCUCCCUGAGGCUGGACCGAGGGGUUCGCCAUCCGUCCAUGGCUGAUGUGGUGCUGGAGGGAUCUGGGCUGAGCGUGGCAGCUUCCCUGGGAGACCUGAGGACCAUCGUUCCCAGUGGACAGAAGAUUACCUACACAUUCAGACUGAAUGAGCAACAGGGCAGUGAAUGGAGGCCCCACCUUUCAUCUUUCCAGUUUCAAACACUCCUCCACAAUCUGACUGACAUUAAAAUCCGUGGGACAUUUGGAGAAAAUGGGCGUGGUUACCUUGACGACGUGCACAUGCAGUCUGCCCGUCGAGGUGCCGGUUCCCCGGCUGCAUGGAUACAGAAAUGUAGCUGCCCAGUGGGAUAUGAGGGCCAGUUCUGUGAGAAGUGUGCUGCAGGGUAUAAAAGAAGUUCCCCAAGCAAAGGUCCAUAUAGCUCCUGUGAGCCCUGCAGCUGUAGAGGAGGAAGCUGUGACUCUGAAACAGGAGACUGUUACUCUGCAGAUGAGACCCCUGGACGCCAGACCUGCCCACCAGGGUAUUAUAAUGAUCCUGCCCAGCCACAGUCUUGUCUGAAGUGUCCCUGUCCCAAUGGAGGUGCCUGCUCCAUGAGCCCAGGUUCCCUGGAGAUCAAGUGUGACCUCUGUCUACCUGGCACCACUGGCUCACGUUGCCACACCUGCCAGGAUGGUUUCUAUGGCGAUCCCUUGGGUGAAGAUGGCAUCCAGAGGCCUUGUCGGCGCUGCCAGUGCAACGGGCACAUGGAUCCGAACACCGUCCGUAGCUGUGACCCACAGACAGGGGAGUGCCUGAAAUGCCUAAAGCAUACCACUGGCUUCUUCUGUGAGAGCUGUCUGGAGGGCUAUCACCACAGCAUACCAUCAGAGGCAUGCAAACUUUGUGGCUGCAAUUCUCAGGGCUCUCUGUACAACAAAUGCAGUGACCAGGGCCAGUGUUCUUGCAGAGAAGGCUUUGAGGGUCUGAAGUGCCAGCGUUCCGAGUGUCCCUCCUGCUUCAACCUUGUCAAGACUGAGAUGGAGGGGUAUAGUCGUAAACUACGGGAGAUAGAAACUCUGUUUACAGGCAUGGAGAGUGGCAGUCUGCCAGUUAAUGACGCCCAGAUGGAGAAAGCCAUCAGAACAGCAGAGGACAUAGUCACAGACCUGCAGAGAAAUGCACACACUCUCUCUGAAUCAGAGAAAGACUUACAGGCUCGGCUCUCGGACAUCAGUGCAACCCAGCUGAGUGAAGGCAGAGACAUCCAGGCGAUCUCCAACACCGUUGACAACAUCAAGCUGCAGGACCAGAAGUACCAACGACAGGUAUCUGAUGUCCAGACACUCAUCAGCGAUGUGCGGCGCAAACUUGAAGAGGCAAGAUUCAACAUCAAACAAGCUGAAUUCCCCUUAGGUGAUGCAGAGGCGGGCACGGACACCCUCUCUUCUCUGGUUCAGAGAGCAACAGACCUGGCUGAAAAACAUCAGAGCAAAUCAGGGACAGUGGAGAAGACAGCAAACGGUGCCCUUGCAAAGUCAGAGAAGUCCCUGGCACUCAUGAGAUCGGUCAUGACAGGGGAAAACAAGAUCAAGGAGCUUGUCAGUGAUCUCAAAACCAAGUAUGAUGAGAACUCAGCCCAGGUGAAGGCCAUGGAGAGCCUGGCUACUCGCCUGAGCAGCUCUGCCCGAGAUGAGAGCAGGAUGGCAACUGACACUCUGGAGCAGAUAGCCUCCCUGGAGCCGGGAAUCCCUCGUCCUCUCAAGAAGGACAUUGACCGUGUGUUGGCUAAAUUGGAUGGCCUGAGAGAACGGGUGGAGAAGAACCUAACAGUGUACCAAGCACUGCAAGAGGACACACAGGAGGACAAGGCCGCAGUAGAGGAUCUUCUGGCCCAGGGGAAGGCAGCUCAACGGAAAUAUGACCAGCUUCUUGACAGAGCAAAUGAUGCGAAGGCUGACACAGAACUGGCCCUGAAGGAUAUCACAGAUAAUAUUGAUGGGGUGGAUAAUGUACUGGAGAUGCUAAGAGGGUUUGAUGGCCAGAUCAACAAGAACAAGGCAUUGGCCGACGAGGCCAUAAAGAAACUCCCUGGCAUCAACGCCACCAUUCAUCAAGCUGUUGGCAACAACUCAGAGACUCUAUUCAUCAUAGGCAAUGUGUCUGGAGACUACAAUGAUGCACUGGGCACUGUCAGCAGCCUGGAAGCUGUGGUCUCUCGACUGGAGAGAAUGUCCGGCUCUUUACCAGUUCCUCCUGCUGGUCUGUUGAAGGACGCCACCAAGCUGAAAGAGGACGUGCAGGGUCUGCAGAAGCAGGCAGUGGCCACUGUGGCCGAAGUGGCAGCAGAGAGGGCUAACGCUGAGAUACAGAAAGACAGAGCUGCAGAGGCUUCAAUGGGAGCAACUGUCGCUUACAACAAUGCCAAGCACACCAGAGACGCUGUGGGAGAAACACUCCUGGUCAUCAAUAACCUUCUGAGCAUGAUCGGUAAACCUGGCAGUGUGGACGAGGAGAGGCUAGGGGAGUUGGAGCAGUCCAUCACCAGCGCUCGUGGCCAGGUCAACCUACAGCUCCAGCCUCGACUGCAGGACCUGGAAGAGAAGGAGGCCAGCCAGAGGACCAGGUUGACUGGCCUAAACCUAGAUAUCGAUAUGAUCCUGGACGACAUCAGGAACUUAGAGGACAUACACGCGAACAUCCCUAAGGGCUGCUUCAACUCCCCACCUAUUGAGAGACCUUAAUCCCCACCUAUUGAGAGAUCUAAAGUUUACGUCCCAAAUGGCACCCUAUUCCCUAUAUAAUGCACAACUUUUGACCAGGGCCCAUAAG